This is a messenger RNA of Sphaeroforma arctica JP610, 1044 nucleotides long. RefSeq lists its product as hypothetical. NCBI's taxonomy places the organism in Eukaryota, Ichthyosporea, Ichthyophonida. The transcript has a single exon. The record is from RefSeq and is a predicted model, not a curated record. Bases 1 to 1044 code for a protein of 347 amino acids.
AUGAUCGACUCCAUUCAGGAAGAGCUCAUUAACACUGUAUACAAGAACCACUACUCUAAGUCGCCUUCCGAAUUCUUUACCUAUAUCUGCAUCACAAACAACUCUGGUAGUCACGGACGCUUCUGGGACUGCAUGCAACGCCUUUUCAACUUUAAGGCAUCAGGUACCACAGAGAAGACCAUGCAGGCUUUGGAGGAAAUUUUCCUAGGCCUCCUCGAUGCUGACGAAGUUAUUCCAGAUGAAUACCUUAUCUGUGCUCUACUUUAUAGUCUGGUUAACGAAUACCAGCUCCUCCGAUCCAAUGUCUUCGAUCUCGACACCGACAAACUCGAUGUCAACGAGGUCUAUCGCAUGCCUCUUAAAUUCGAAGAUGACCACCAAAUUUCCGCAUGCAAUACUGCCACAGGAAUCAACGCGCUCACUACGAAAGAUUUGAAUGAAGCAAAGGACAAACGUUCACCUCGUGAGAUCACAUGCCCCUUAUGUAAAGACAUCGGUCACGGUAUCGACUGCUGCUGCAAAUCAAUCUGCCGCAGAUGCGGCUCCAGGGAUCACAUUGGCAAGAAAUGUCUCGUCGACAGUGCGACUCUCACAUGUAGCAAGUGUGACAACAAAACAGGCCGAACAACUGAAGAUACGGAGCCCUAUCCACAGGAACUCAUGCUGUACAUAGUUUCACAACUCCCCGCCCUGCUACUCCACAUGAUCUACCUGAGUGCCACUAUAAGCUUAAUAUACUCAAUGCUACCUCACAAGGGCCCGCGCAAACGUUACCCUUACUGCUUCACUUAUCGACUCCGGAGCAGUGGUUCAUAUACGUUCCACACAGAUGGCGUCAAAGAAUUACACACUGGUUGCUUUAUCGUAGAGUUCCCUGUUAAGAGUCAAAUUAUCCUUAAUCCCAGGCCUUGGCCCAGUUCUUAUUAUGCCAACCGCGACUCAAAAUAUUUUAUUCGUACAAUUACUACAACGACACAAUUAUGGCAUAUAUUUCCCGCCGGAACCGAAUGCCUCCGUUCCCACCGAGUGUUGCAUACUCGAUAA